GGGGGCGCGCUCACCGGUCGCUCGGCCCUCCUUACCUCAGAAUCGAUCUCUCAGGCUGGAAUAGACGGAGGAGAUGAUAUUGCAUUGUCAUGCUAGAGUGGUUCCUGUCUCGAUUGAUCUCUGUCGAAGAACUAACAAAGGAGUAGAUUUGGUUGAGGGGAGCCAUGGAUGCUGCUGAGGCAGAGGAGAAUCUCUUCGCUUUUAGCGAUGCAAAGUUGCAUGGUGACAUGUGUAGACAGCUUUCUGCAAUUCUUUAUAAAAUUUUGGCGAUCUUCCCCGUCCUGGAAGAGGCUAGACCCAGAAGUAAGUCUGGAAUACAGGCACUAUGUUCCUUGCAUGUUAACCUUGACAAGUCAAAGAACCUCCUUCAGCAUUGCUCGGAGUGCAGCAAGUUGUAUUUGGCUAUAACAGGAGAUUCCAUCCUCAUGAAAUUUGAGAAGGCAAGAUGUGCUCUCCAGGAAAGUCUUACGAAUGUGCAGGACAUAGUUCCUCAAGCCAUAGGUUAUCAGAUAAUGGAGAUAGUUGGUGAACUGGAAAGAACUGUGUUUAUAUUGGAUCACGUAGAGAAGAAAGCAGGUGAAGAAGUGCUCUCAUUGCUUCAGAAGAAGAAUUCCGAUGGUGGUUCAGGUGAUAGUGUUGGAAUCGAAGUCUUCCAUCAAGCUGUGUUGAAGCUUGGAAUUACUUCUUCGAGAGCUGCUCUUUCUGAGAGAAGAGCGCUCAAUAAAUUGAUUGAAAGGGCUCGUGCAGAGGAAGACAAGCGGAAGGAAUCAGUCGUGGCAUACCUGUUACAUCUAACUAGAAAAUACUCCAAACUUUUCAGAAAUGACACACCGGAUGAUUCAGACUCUCAAGGAUCAAAUCCUUGUUCUCCUACUGUCCCAGGCUCUUCUGAUGAUUUUGGAAGGCAAUUAUCAAGGCAGGCUUCUUUUAGUUCCAAGCCACGAUCAGAAGAAAUACCGACACCCCCUGAGGAGUUCAGAUGUCCAAUCUCCUUACAGAUCAUGCAUGAACCAGUCAUUAUUUCCUCUGGACAAACCUAUGAGCGUGUUUGCAUUGAGAAAUGGUUCAAAGAUGGGCAUAAUACGUGCCCAAAGACCCAACAGAAGCUUACACAUUUUUCUUUAACUCCAAACUUUUGUGUAAAAGGUCUGAUUGCUAGUUGGUGUCAGCAAAAUGGAUUUCUAGUGCCUGAUGGUCCUCCAGCAUCUCUUGAUAUAAAGUCCUGGAGGCCAUCCUUGCCUGCGCGUAGUGCUUCUGAUUCCAGUUCCAUAGCAAGCCUCAAAUCUUGCGAUGAGGCUGCCAAGAGGAGUACCUCGGAGGAGAGUGUUGGCUUCACUGAGGAACAUAUUCCAGAUGAUCCCAGCAAUACAAAUACUAGCGAUGCUACAGGGAGCAAAGAACAAGAAUUUGAAAGAUAUGAGAGCUUGCUUGAGAUUUUGCGUGAUAGUAAGAGUAGAACGAAGCAACACAAAGCUAUGGAAGAGAUUAGGUUUUUGCUGAAGGAUGAUGGAGAGGCAAGGAUAUACAUGGGUGCAAAUAGGUUUGUUGAAGCACUAGUACAGUUUCUGAAGUCAGCCACUGAUGAGGGAGAUGAGAAAGCUCAGGAGGUUGGCGCAUUAGCUCUUUUCAAUUUGGCUGUCAAUAAUAGCAGGAAUAAAGACAUAAUUCUCUCCGCUGGUGUGAUUCCAUUGUUAGAGAAGAUGAUAUCAAAUCCCACGACAUGUGAGUCAGCUACUGCGCUAUACCUCAACCUCUCUUGUCUUGAUCGAGCGAAGCCCAUUAUUGCUUCAAGCCAAGCUGUCCCCAUCCUUCUCCAGCUUCUAUCUCCAGAGUCCUCCCAUAGCACAUCUUGCAAGCACGACGCUCUUUUUUGUCUGUUCAACCUCUCCUCUCACGCUCCUACUGUAAAUCAUCUCAUCAGUGCUGGCAUCAUCGAUGGCCUCCACUUCCUCCUCUCCAACAAUGGAAAACCUACAGGUAGCCCCUGGUCCGAGAAGGCUCUUGCUAUCCUCGCCAGCAUUGCUUCGUGUCAGUCAGCUAUGAAUGAGAUGGUCGCAACGCCAGGGCUGAUCAGUUCGAUAGCAACAGCGCUGAAUAUAGGUCAGCCACCGGUGCAAGAGCAGGCCGUGUCGUGCCUUCUGAUUCUCUGCGCUGGAGAUGAGAGUUCUUGUUGCACAGUUUUGCAAGAAGGGGUAAUUCCAGCUCUCGUAUCAGUUUCAGCAAAUGGGACGCAGAGGGGAAAGGAGAAAGCAAGGAAGCUCCUGAAGCUCUUUAGGGAGCAGCGACAGCGAGAAGCUUCACCUUCCAGAGAGUGUGUUGAAGCCAGGACUAUUGGAGUUAUUGAGACGACACAGGAGCCUAAGCCUUUGGCUAAAUCAAGGUCUGCAAGGAUUGUAAGGAGUGUGAGUUCAUUUUGGAAGGCAAAGCACCGAUGGUAGACUAAUGAUGGUUGUAAAGGUUUUUUUUUUUUUUUUUUUUUUUUUUUUUUUAACCUUUU
Messenger RNA from Dendrobium catenatum, 2497 nucleotides. RefSeq names its product U-box domain-containing protein 6. Gene Ontology annotation, cellular component: nucleus; cytoplasm. The transcript has 6 exons. Gene Ontology annotation, molecular function: ubiquitin-protein transferase activity; protein binding. The record is from RefSeq and is a predicted model, not a curated record. Lineage: Eukaryota; Viridiplantae; Streptophyta; Magnoliopsida; Asparagales; Orchidaceae. The coding region runs from base 165 to 2438 and encodes 757 amino acids. Gene Ontology annotation, biological process: protein ubiquitination.